Molecule: messenger RNA, 720 nt
Organism: Frankliniella occidentalis (western flower thrips)
Lineage: Eukaryota; Metazoa; Arthropoda; Insecta; Thysanoptera; Thripidae
Exons: 4
Biological process (GO): cell redox homeostasis
Cellular component (GO): cytosol; mitochondrion
Molecular function (GO): peroxiredoxin activity
Source: RefSeq, a predicted model, not a curated record
AACGGCGAGCCAGAUCUGGUGAGGUAUCAGAUUGAAGAGACUCACCCCAACGAUCAGCGUAUUCAUCAUUAUGAGGAUCGGCUAGGUCAUUCCCAACUUCAAGGCCCAGACUACCCAGGGGACCAUAGACUUCUAUCAGUGGCAAGUGGAAAGCGGACGUGGGUGGUGCUGUUCUCGCACCCGGCCGAUUUCACGCCCGUGUACACCACGGAGCUGGGCCGCAUCGACCGUCCACUUCCCCGAGUUCCAGAGGCGCAACACCAAGCUGCUGGCUCACUCGUGCGACAAGCCCUCUACAUCAUCGGCCCGGACCACAAGCUCAAGCUCGCUAUGCUGCACCCCAUGUCCACCGGCAGGAACGUCGAGGAACAAGGUCCUAUGCGUUGUAUCGAUUCGCUGCGACUGUCUUCUCGCCUGCCGUACGUCGCCAAGCCUGCAAACUGGACUCCCGGUGACAAGGUCAUGUUCCUACCUGAGGUACCCGAGGUCAAGGAGUCGGACCUAAAACGGCUUUUCCCUAGAGGCGUUGAGAGGGUAUCUAUGCCCUCGGGGAUUGGCUACGUUAGCACGACCACUGACAACGGCUACAAGAACACUAGUAAACUCUUUAUUGUUAAAAAUGGACUAAAUCUUCAAAGAUGGCAUGGAUGAAACUAAGCAGUUGAUUGCUCAACUACAAAACACAAAUGAAUGAAAAUAAACUUACACAAUGCAUUUAAC